CGCGCAGCCGCAGAAAGUCCGUUUUCGUUUUUUUCUCGAGCGACUCAAAUUGUUCGGAAGACGUCAAGUGUUGAACUUCGGUUUUAAUUCACCACAAAAAAGAGGACAGAGCAUCCUGCCCCCUCCCCCUCCUCCCGUCUGCUCCGCGGCAGCUUGACGCUGCUUAGGUGAGGAGAGGAGAGGAGAGAGGAGCUCCGCCAGCGGACCAGGGAGAGCGUGGUGAGGAAUCCCAGCAGCCCCAGGAGAGUGAGAGCCGGACCGGCUGGACCCCCGGAGGAGGACUCGAGAGGGAACCACGUUGCCACGGGAGAGGCCUCAGUUCAGGGCUGCAGUAUGUUCACUUCAGUGAAGGCCUUCGAGGGGCAGCAGUACUCCACCCUGAAGAGGCAGUGCUUGCAGAGUGGCCUGCUCUUUGAGGACCCCCGCUUCCCCGCCACGGACGACUCGCUGUUUUACCAGGGCAACAGGAUCGGACGUGUGGUCUGGAAGAGACCUCGGGAGCUGUGUGAGGACCCUCACCUAUUUGUUGAUGGCAUCAGCGCACAUGACCUCCAUCAGGGACAGCUGGGUAACUGCUGGUUCGUAGCGGCGUGUUCCAGCCUGGCCUCCAGAGAGUCUCUGUGGCAAAAAGUCAUUCCUGACUGGAAGGAGCAGGAGUGGGAUACAGAGAAGCCAGACUCGUACGCCGGGAUUUUCCACUUCCGCUUCUGGCGCUUCGGCGAGUGGGUGGACGUGGUGAUCGACGACCGGCUGCCGACGGUGGACAACCAGCUGGUGUACUGUCACUCCAAUGACAGCAACGAGUUCUGGAGUGCCCUGGUGGAGAAGGCCUACGCCAAGGUUUACGGCUGCUACGAGGCGUUGGACGGGGGAAACACGGCCGACGCGCUGGUGGACUUCACCGGUGGUGUGUCGGAACCCGUGGACCUGCUGGAGGGUCAGAUGGCUACAGACGAAGUGGCCCGUAACCAGCUGUUCGAAAGAGUUCUCAAAGUCCACAACAGAGACGGCCUCAUCAGCUGCUCCAUCAGGGCGACCACAAUAGAGGACAUGGAGGCACGGCUGGACUGCGGCCUGGUCAAAGGCCACGCGUACGCUGUAACAGACGUACGGAAAGUGCGGCUGGGUCACGGACUGCUGGCCUUCUUCAAAUCGGAGAAGCUGCACAUGAUCCGCAUGAGGAAUCCCUGGGGAGAGAAGGAGUGGAGCGGCCCGUGGAGCGACAGCUCGGAGGAGUGGAACAAGGUGAGCAAGAGCGAGAGAGAGAAGCUGGGCGUCACCGUGCAGGACGACGGCGAGUUCUGGAUGACGUUCGACGACUUCUGCCAGUACUUCACUGACCUGAUCCUGUGUCGCCUCAUCAACACCUCCUACCUGAGCAUCCACAAAACCUGGGAGGAGGAGGUGAUGAGGGGCUCCUGGAUCCACCGCCAGGACCCGCUCCGCAACCGAUCCGGAGGCUGCAUCAAUCACAAGGCCACUUUCCUGCAGAACCCUCAGUAUGUGUUUGACGUGAAGAAGGUGGAGGACGAGGUGUUGAUCUGCUUACAGCAAAAAGAAAAGAGAGCCACACCCAAAGAGGGCAAAGGGGAAAACCUCGCCAUAGGCUUCGACAUUCACCGGGUGGAGCUAAAUCGGAAGUACCGUAUGCACUCAGCCCAGCAGAAAGUAGCGGGCUCCAUCUACAUCAACUCGCGCUGCGUCUUCCUCAGGAAGGAGCUGAAGGAGGGCCGCUACGUCAUCAUUCCCACAACCUUUGACCCCGGGCAGCAGGGCGACUUCCUGCUCCGCGUCUUCACUGAUGUGCCUUCAGACUGCAAAGAGCUGACUCUGGACGAGCCUCCUCAGACAUGUUGGACUGGGAUGUGUGGCUACCCUCAGCUGGUCACUCAGGUCCAUGUACUGAACGCUGAGGGUCUGCAGGGACAGGACUCCAAUGGAGCUGUGGAUCCCUACGUGAUCAUCACCUGUGAAGGAGAGAGGGUUCGUUCGCCGGUUCAGAAAGACGCACGGUGCCCAAACUUUGACAUCAAAGGCCUCUUCUACCGCAAGAAACCCAAGGAGGGCAUCCACAUCGAGAUCUACAACAAGAACAUGAUCGUGGACACCUUCCUGGGUCAGGUGAUCCUGUUCAGCGACCCAAACGAGCGGCAGGAGCAGCACACGCUCCACCUCCGCGACAAGGGCAACCGCCAGGACAACGACCUUCCGGGCACGCUCACUGUGCGCCUCAUCACCUCCACGACGCUAACCAACAUCUGACGCGACCGUUUGUGCGGUUCUGAUGAUCGAGCGCUGGAGGGUGGCGUUCAGUCGUGCCCGCUCUUCAUCCUUUGACCACCAUGGGAGCUCACUGUGUCUAUUUUCUGCCGCUUGCGCUCUCUUUGUGUCUCUUAUACUUUCCCCCUGUUUUUCUUUUUUCUUCCGCUUUUAAAUUCCACUUUGUUACAUGUGUUUCUGAAGGCCUAUAUCUAUAUUUCCGGAUGGGAGGUGUCCAUAUCUGGGGUUCGUACUGAAUAACUUUGAACACAUUCCUGCCAAAAUUGUACAUUAUUUAGUGUUUGACAUAAUCUUCAUUUCCGAUUUUGUAGCCACAAUCUCCAUCAACAACUGAGCUACAGUUAAACAGAUUUUUAAGAAAAGGCUGAUGUUAGCCUGAAGUUUUAUCAGUUCAUCAGUCUGAGCCUAAUCCACAAACUUCUCUUUUCCUUUCUCCAUUUUGUUAUAAUUAAAAAACACACACGCAAACACUCAUAUUCAUGCACAUACGAUACAUAUGCAGACCUUUCUGCACUCGCCAUGCAUGUGCCAAUGUUUCCAAGGGCUAUGCAUUGCCUUAAGGCUGAGUCUGGCUCUCCACCUUGAGGAAAUGGUGGGUUAUGUUAAAUAGACUUUUAUGUUCUCCAUCAGCUUUCCUCGGUGUUAGCACAGCCUCCAUACACAGUGUGUUCCUUAAAAUCUGCAUCGCGCCCCACCUCUUUGUCUUAGUUUUAGUUUUCUGUCUCCUGUAUAUUGACCUGACGUUUGCUCUUUUUAUAUCUGUGGAUGAUCCUCCCUCCCACCCAGACACCUCAAGUCUUCACCAGUUUGCCGGUGCUUCGGAGAGCAUGCAGCACUGUCUGUCACUUUUUACUGUGGACUUUACAAACGAACGCCAACAGCAGCUAUUCUCUCUCCCCUCUACUGAGAGCUUUCCUGUGUUGUUCUGUGAGCGUGCUCAUGUGUGAAAUCUUGCCUCCCGUCUUCCAUCACUAGCACCGUUCGAAACUCCCUGAGACGCUUUUCUGCCGGUUGCUAUGGACGAUCUCCAAACUGCAUGGCUUAAAAAAAACAAAAACAAACUAAACUCUGCCUGUGCUGCACAUCUCUUCAGUCGUAGCUUAGCAGCCGGUGCUUCUGAUAGUGCUAACCCUUCCUCCUUUGACACCCCCCCCCCCCCAUGUGUACACCUACCCAGCCCAGCGGAGUGCAAAGAUUCACCCUGACAUAAAUCAAGUGCUUUAUGGGACCAAAGAUGAGCCAGGCCCUUAGCUCUCUUAGUCCCUUUCGGACCGGCCUGGCCUGGCCUGGCCUGGCCUGGCCUAGCUACAAACCACCACCCCCUGUGCCACAUCAUCUCUUAAUGGCAACACCACUGCCUGACGCUUCCUCUGUCUUGAGUCUGUCGGCCUGGGCCAAGGACUCAUGCCACGUGACCCCGAGAGACGGCAGCUGUGCUUUUGCUGUUGGCACAGAACAGGGGUGUGUGUGUGUGUGUGUGUGUGUGUGUGUGUGUGUGUGUGUGUGUGUGUGUGUGUGUGUGUGUGUGUGUGUGUGUGUGUUGGAGAGAGAGAGAGAAGAGAGUGUGUGUUUGUGUUGGGGCUGCUCGAUUAUGGCAAAAAUCAUAAUCAGGAUUAUUUUGGUAAAUAUGAUUAAUUAACACGAUUAUUAAUUGAUUUUGGAAACACUGUGCAUUUAUUGAACUUAAAAAAAACUUUUGAACAUUGGAUUUCCCUGAAUAUAAAUACAUAGACAUUUACAUAAAUAAUGUAAACAUAAUAAGUAAGAUAAACUAUGUUGUAGUGCAGCUCCACAACCUACUGAAAACACCAUCAUGUAACAAAUCUCUCACAGAAUUUGUUGUUGCUCCUCGUCAGACAUUGAAACCAAAGUGUUGAAACCAAACAGCUGGAUUGGUUUUACCUUUCGUGUUGACCAAAGGCUCAUCCUGGCUCAAGCUAAAACUAAACGUGCCACAGCCUGGCCGAGAGAGAGAGAGAAAGAGAGAGAGAGAGAGUCUGAGGGGUGAGAGAACACCGCUGCAGAGGAAAGGGGUGCGCUGGAUUCUCAACACAAGACAAAACACGAGCGUCAUUGCGAAACAGAAUGCGGCACAAUAAUCGUUUUAUCUUGUUUUCAUAAUCGUCGGAAGCCAAAAUCAUAAUUGAAAAUUAAAGCUGAUUAAUCGCCCAGCCCUUGUGUGUGUGUGUGUGUGUGUGUGUGUGUGUGUGUGUGUGUGUGUGUGUGUGUGUGUGUGUGUGUGUGUGUGUGUGUGUGUGUGUGUGUGUGUGUGUGUGUGUGUGUGUGUCCUGUUAGUAUCUGUGAGUGCUUGGAUGAAUGUAUAUCUGUUAAUCCACGUUAAACCGGGAAGAAAACGAUCUCUGAGGAAAGGUGUGGACCGAAGGGAAGAGAGCCCUUUAGGCGAAAACACACCUUUGCACUUUACUUAGUUUUACUGGGGUAAAAAAAAAAAACCCUUAAGGAUUAAAAGAAGAGGAGACGUCCUGCCAAACAACCUGUGCCAUUGCCUUGGUCCUGGCUUUGCCUCCACAGCAAGAAAACAGCGCGGAACAUGGGAUGAACUGUUGAACACUUUCAAAGGGAUUUCAGUAGGAUUUUGCAUACUGAACCAAUACUGGUAUAAUGUAAUCUAUCUCUGAUGAACCAUGGCAUUUGUUGCGUAGCUCAUGUUGCCAUCCAGUUUGACCUUUUUAGCACAUUGUGAACUGAAAAUCUCAUUUUAUGUUUUGUUUUUGUUUAGUUUUUUUCAAAAGUGCAAUGUCACUACAGAGACUUUUCAUUCCACCUUUUAUUGACUUCUGGGUCCCCCUCCCCCCCUGUGUUUCAUAACAAGAAUUCAAAAUGUAAGUUACUGUCAUUAUUGAGACAUUUCCUUUUGAAUGUAAGACAGUUAGUGGACUAAUCUCUCAGACAAACUAUCAAGUCCGUUCUCCUGAUUUCUUUCAGCGCCUUUUUCCAUUACUUGAACUGUCACACGUGGCAUUUAAAUGAUCACACACCUUUGUGUACAGCAUCUUUAUAAAUGUGUCUUGCAUGGGUUAUUUUCUAAUAUGUUCAUGGCCUUGUAUUGUACUGUUCAAUUGUUAAUAAUAUAUAUAUAUACAUAUAUAUUUAUUCUUUCUAUCUCAAAAGUCUUGGAGAUGCUAGUUCUGAGCAGUCAGCAUGUCUACACGAACGCACCUCAUGUCAGUCUGAUCAUAUCAACCGGUCUGAAACAGUUAUGUCUUGUAACACAGUGAUGCAUUCAUCAUGCCUCUAGUGUCGGUGAACAUUAGCAGCAGUUGUUGACUAUUUAGGUGCUAUUUAUCUUCUCUGUGCUCUUUUUUUUCUGUUGUUUUUAGUCGGAAAGGGACAGAAAAUGAGAGUGAAGUAACAGAAAACGUCACGUCAGCUUGCAGACGGACAGUGCUAGAAACUGUGUAGUGCCAAGCAGCGCGAGGUUAAGACACGGGAGCAUGUGCCUGAAUAGCUGCUGGUUUUUAUUUACACACCAGGGUGGGAAAAGAGAGGAAAACCUUCUCCUUCCCUCGCUAAGUACUGCUGAAGUGUCCUUGUGCAAGGCACUGAGGUCUUAACUGCUCCAGUGGAGCCGACACUCCUCACGGUCGGCUAUUUGUACAGAGCAGCUUCCAGGUGUGACUGUCCAUAUUUGUGUAACUCUAAUCCCCCACAGGUCAAUACUGUGAAUCUUUACAAAAACAGCUUGUGGUGUGGAAGGCAGGCUGGACCGCAGGGUUUAUAGACAGACAUUAUUGGUGCCAAAGGCGUAGGUGGCUACAUGGAUUUUGCUGAAAUUGAUAGCGCACAGAUCAGGGGGGCGACAGUUUGUGCCUCUCAUGGAUCACCAUUACAUUUCAGUCACACAGCUAAGCAUCGGAUUUUCCAAAAAAAAAAACAAAUAUCCAGCGACCUUCAAAGAACCCAGAGGGCUGUUUGAUAAAACAAAUUACUGUUCUGAAGGUAUUUCCAGGAAACUGACGGACUCUUCUGACCAUGCAAAUGAAAAAAAUAAAGAUUGAAAAUGUUUUUAAUCUGUUUCCUAAUCCAAACUAAAUGCUCAGUUUGUGCUUGUGCUUGCUCAGUUAACCAUUUGUUUGUCUGUAUUGGUUUUACUUUUCUAUUAUCAAACAAAAAUAUCAUGUUGAGAUACAGUAUAUCUUCUGUUUUACAAAGAGAGCAAGGACAUACAGUACGUCAUUUCUGGCUUCCUGGGUAGAAAAUACUAUGAACUGUUGAGAAUCACGGUGCUUACAGAAUAUUUUUUAUUUUUGAGGAUACUGGAAAUACUCUGCGAACAGUUUCGGCUUCUGUUUAACGACCUUCUGGGUUAUUCAGAGAUCAUCAGGUAUAUGUUUUAUGUUUAGCUUGAAUGUAACAGUAACACAUGAGAAGAACAAACAGGGAUAAGAUCACACUGGCAACAACUAAAGAACAAACUAGACGAAAUACCCUCUUUUAUCCUGCCUCCUUAUUAAUGUGGUAACAAACAGAUAAAACCACACGGGUUUUAAUUAUCGCUUUGUAUUUUAAUUUCACACAGAAGUUUCACAGUGAAGCUGGAUGUGCCAUAGAAAAAAACAAAAAUGGUGUUAAUUCUCUAUCAGGCAUAAGUGAUUUUAAUAAUAUCGUGCAUUAGUUUUAUACAGUAGCUGCUACAAUUCCCAUUGCAUAAAAGCUGUUAACCCCUUCGUGUCCACUGGAAGCGUUUCAGAGGCGGAGCAUCUUCAGCAGCCGCAUUUCCUCCGUGAUAUUUUUCUGUUUUAUCAGCCUGUUUCAUAUGUUCCUGCAGCUCAUUCAUGACCUGUGUUUAACAGACACCAACGGCUUGACAUUUUCAUUGUUUAGUGAAAUAUCUCGAUGUUCAUGAUCCUUAGAGGAUGAAGCCUAAUAACUUUAGUGAUCCUCUGACUUUUCCUCUAGCGCCACCAGCAGGUUGAUAUUUGUGGUUUUGAGUGAACAACUUAUUGGAAGGAUUGGCUUGAAUUUUGUUGAGAGUGAUCAUUCAGUGAUUGUUUUACUUUGCAGAUAGCACCCACCGCCAUCAGGUCCAAUUUCCAAUUUGUCCAAAGUCUUUGGUUUGUGACCAAAAACCUUUUUUUAAAACGAAUGAUAUUCCCGUCAGACAUAAACAAAUGUUCGCAUGUUAACAAGCUAAACUAAGCUUCUGAUCAUGGUGAACAUCACACCUGCCUCACAGCCACUAGCAUGGUUGUAAAUUCUUUUUUGUAAAACUCAACACCAAAUGAAAUGCAUCAUUCAAAAAUAACUUCACAUCUUGUAUCAUUAAAGUCAUUGAUCGUAUCUUUCAUCUGCGAAGAUGGCAGAGCAGAGAAACGAGCGGCCAUCGCGACGCUUUGCUCGUGACUCCAGUGGACAUCAAGGUUAAAACUGACGAGGGACUCGAUUAGUAUUCGUUAAUGUGCCGUGUUAAUGAAUGACAGCUUCUCCUCAGUCGUCAUAGACUUUAAAUUCUAGAGUUUCUCUUCAGCUGAUGCCACAACCGUGUUUCACGCUGAAGAUUUUUCCAUCAGGUUUUCAGCAGCUGAGUUAUUUUGUGGCUCCAAGUUUUUAUUAUUUGUGUGGAUGUGGCACAUAAAUACAACAUUUGGUGUAUUUAUAGUGUUUGGGCUUUAGAGUCACUGUGUCGCUCACAACCCUGCAGUAAUAAUAAGUAUGUAAUGAUAAUAAUAAUAAUAAUAAUAAGAGUAAUGUGUGUGAAAUCUUGUCGAGGCGUUCCUCUUCAGCCUUCUACUCGUGUGCUGCAGCAGUGCCAAAAAGACGAGGGCAGUUUUGUGGGUGGUGAUGAAGUUAUACUGUACACUGUAAAUAUGUUUGCUGUGUACCUGCUGAACAAAUGUCACACGGGGCAAAUUACAGUUUGUUUUUGGUGCCAUUUUUACCUUCCACUACAUUUCCUCUUCUGUUCCUGUCUUCAUCUUGAAGUGAUGUCCGUUGCGUUGCUGUCGUUACUCAUCGUAAUUGUUGCACAUUGUGAUCCUUUGCCACAAGUGUUAUGGCUUUCACUGUUAACCACCACACACACACACACACACACACACACACACACACACACACACACACACACACAUACAUACAUAUACACACAAACACUCCAGCUACUAGACUAACCAGGCUUUGUUGGAGUGUACGGACCUUCACUGGUUUUAGUUUUUUUUUUUUUGAUAGUUGCUAUGAAGCUCAUGAGUUUUCUGUAAAUAUAUAUAUUUUCCGCACGGCCAUGCCAAAGCUGGUUUUCAGAACACGAAACCACUUGGAUGACGCUGAACUGCUCACUACGGUGGUGACCUUUUGUACGAAUCCAAAAAUACCAGUGCAUGUAGCAAAACCGCUUCAGAUCUGCUCGCGCCAUUACAAAUCACAGAAUAUCUAUUUUUGGUUCUCACCGUGUUGUAAAACAUAAUCCGCUGUUGCUACUUUGAUAAACAUACUGUGUGAAGUACGAGGCUUAUGUUGCACACUUGCAUGCAUUUAAACAAUAUACCAGUUUUAUAAUAUUUUAUAUUCAAUAACCUGCAAUAUACAGUAUGUAUAUAAAAGUAGCAGCAAUUUGUCUUAUCAGUUAUUAUUAUGGCAUCCAUGUUUUGAUGGAUGUUAUACAGUAUAUUCUAGACAUUUAUCUCGAGAGGAAGAUGUUCUUGCUCACUACCUCUAGUGAUCAGCAAGUGAAUGAUGGACCUCUUUCCUAGUCCCAUGAUACCUUGCAGGAGUUACGAGCGUGACUUAGUGUUAUUACCCUAAAAGAAGUGUGCACCAUGUUGGGAAAUUCGCUUAAUCACUUUCUCACCAAGAAUUAGAUGAGGAGAUCGACACCACGCUCAUGGGUAGAAACAGUUUGCAACAAAAUCCACCUCUAAAGCUCAUUAACGAACCCGUUUUACCACCUUUAAUCUGGUAGUAUGGGACUUUAAAGCUUCCUCUGAAAAAAAAUAACAAAAAAAGGUCUUGAAUAUAUUUUUUCUAGCCCGCCACGGGCAGUGAUAUCAUUUAUAAUAUGUUGUAAGUGAUUUUAGCUUUGAGCUUAUCGGCUGGAAAUAUUAACCACGUUAACCGAGGCCACUCCUCCUUCAGGUUGUCCUCACGUUAUCCCGAAUCAGUUAUUCCCCCAAAGUGUCCAAGAAAAGAGCAGAAAUAAUUCCCACAAGGCAUCAUGGGAGUAGAAAUAAGAUGAAUAGACAAAAAUGAGAAAAGAGGCUUUUUUUUUUUCCUGUUUAUCACUUCUAGAGAGAACGAUGAGGCGGUCGCAGUUGAGGUUCGCUUGCCUGCUGAUCUUAUAGCCUUGUCCACUUGCAUACCGCUGCAUGUGUCUAAAUUAACAAGACAUUUGUGAUGGAGUCCCGGAACGAGUACACCAGGUAUUAUGUUUAAUCUCAAUGACAGCAUCAUGUAGACUGUAUCCAAUUUGACUCUUGACAUUUUUAUCCGAGAUCGAGUCUUUGUCCGCUCAAGGAAUGAGCUUGUGAUUCUUCUUGUAUUUUUCUGCUGAUGUUUAUUAACUGGAGACUGGAAUACCUACUGCAUGGUGACACUUCUAGAAGAUGCUACGGUCUUUAUAACAAGUAUCUUUUAUCAGUAUUUUAUAACCUUGUUAAUUUUAUAUAUUCACUUUACCUUGCGUUCCAAACUGUUUACUGAUAGCUACGUAUCAGAGAGCUGUGCUGUAUGUGUUCUGUACCGUGUGCUUGUCUGUGUGUUAUUUUCAGCGUGAGCUUUCCCUUUUUUUCUUUUUCAAUGCGUGUGUUUGUUGGAUUUGGUUCUCGGUUACACUGUGGUUAUUUUAUAGCUACGAUCUGAAAUUAUUAUUUUUUCUUUUGUAUUUAAUGUCAACUUGUGGCAUGACUUUGAAAUAAAACAGGAAAACCUA
Seriola aureovittata is the source of this 10162-nucleotide messenger RNA. RefSeq names its product calpain 5b (gene capn5b). Gene Ontology annotation, molecular function: calcium-dependent cysteine-type endopeptidase activity. The record is from RefSeq and is a predicted model, not a curated record. Gene Ontology annotation, biological process: proteolysis. Gene Ontology annotation, cellular component: cytoplasm. Bases 334 to 2262 code for a protein of 642 amino acids. Lineage: Eukaryota; Metazoa; Chordata; Actinopteri; Carangiformes; Carangidae. The transcript has 14 exons.